Geodia barretti is the source of this 1228-nucleotide messenger RNA. Lineage: Eukaryota; Metazoa; Porifera; Demospongiae; Tetractinellida; Geodiidae. The record is from the annotation of a GenBank genome assembly.
AUGGCAGAAAGGGAAGAAGAGUUCUUUCAUGGAGCUCCCCCUCCGCCCAAUCUUUCUCGUGUUCGAGACGAAGUCGCGGCUUUUGUAAGGCGCCAACGCUCCAGAGGCCGAAAAGUUGUCUUUAUAACUUCUGGAGGUACGAGCGUCCCGCUGGAGAAAAACACGGUUCGUUUCCUUGACAACUUCAGCAGCGGUGGGCGGGGCUCGUCCUCCGCAGAAGUGUUCCUAAGUCGUGGUUAUGGGGUGAUCUUCAUGCACCGGGCUGGCUCCUUACGGCCGUUUCACAGACACAUAACGAAUGGGGACUUACUCGAUUGCAUCAAAGUUGAAGAUGAAGGAACCAUCACUAUUAGUGUUGAUGGCAAGAGGAGAGAGAACCUUCUAGAAGCUGUGUCCCUGUACCGGAGAGUCAAGAGUGACGAGUCACUGCUGCUGGUUCCUUUCACCACCGUCUUUGACUAUGCCCACCUACUGAGGGAUAUCUCACUGCUAUUGAAUCCUCUAGGUAAAGAUGUAGUCAUAUACCUCGCGGCUGCCGUGUCUGACUUCUACAUACCCCACGACGAGAUGUCAGAACACAAGAUUACAUCAUCGCAGAACUUGCAGCUCUCCUUCCACCGUACACCAAAACUGAUUACCCCACUGAGGAAUUCCUGGUCUCCGCAGGCUUUCACUGUCACUUUCAAAUUGGAAACUGACGACGAGCUACUUGUACCACAUGCAAGAGAGGCACUCAAGAAAUACAGACAUCAGGUGGUGGUUGCUAAUCUACUCCAGAGCAGGCAUACCAAGGUAACCAUAGUAACAGAGGAGGGGAGGAGGAGAAGGAGAGAGGAGAGAGAGAAAUCGAACAACUCAUUGUUGAUAAAAUCAUUUCCAAACAUUCCGAUUAUACCAGCUCAUGAGAUUUUCAUGUGUUUGUAGAAUAACAUGGAUUUGCAACUAUGAUGAUAGGAAGGAUGUAAUACUGCAUGUCAAUAAAAAUGAUGAAAUCAGUUCUGAAGUGAUGAUGAAAUUUGUGACUGCCUCAGUACAUAAUAGUGUGACUAUGACGAUGUAAUUAUGACAUCAUUGGCUCAGUCAGACUGCUGCUGGUGUCUGGUUCCAUUCCAUCCCAGUCACCAGAGUCCUGGAACGGAUCGAGGACGGGGAGGAGUGGGAGGGCGUGGUUGAGUAUUCUCUCAGAGAGCUGGGUGGCGUACGACUCCAGACUGGCCAUGUUCCUCUC